Messenger RNA from Styela clava, 1785 nucleotides. Lineage: Eukaryota; Metazoa; Chordata; Ascidiacea; Stolidobranchia; Styelidae. The record is from RefSeq and is a predicted model, not a curated record.
UAUUAAAUCCCCGACAUAGCGGUUCAUUCUACUUGACUGUUGGUUGUCUUCUGUCGAAGCGGUAAUCGUCCGCCUUUAUUUUGCUUGCACCUGCUGCAUAUGAUUCAAUGUCGAUUAGAUCUAGUUUGCGCGGGGCGGGAUAUCUACAAAUAGGCACAAAUGAUGGACAUGGAGUUAGAGAACAUAGUGGCCAAUACGGUCUACUUGAAAGCACGAGAAGUUUCUGCAGGUGGAGGUGGGAAGCGAAAAGGGAAGAGUAAAAAAUGGAGAGAGAUGUUGAAAUUUCCACAUAUAAGUCAAUGUGAAGAGCUGCGGAACAUUAUCGAAAAAAAUUACACUAGUAUCUGCGAACAACAGCCUAUUGGAGCUCAACAGUUUCGAGACUUUUGUUCGACAAAGCCAAAGCUGAAAAUUUGCAUCGAAUUACGGGAAAUGAUCAGGGAAUAUGAAAUGUCUCUUGGAGAUAAAAGGCUACCCACAGCACAAUCCGUUUUUGAUACAUUUUUCAAGGACAGGACUAACUCAGGCUUAUCUCCGAUUGUCAAUGAUGCAAUGGUAACAAAAUGCGAAGAGCGAAUGAAAGGAACAACAGAAGGAGAAGAAUUGGAUCAGGAUCUUUUCACAGAGUGUUCUCAAGCAAUAUCAAACUACCUCAGUGGAGAACCAUUUACUGAGUUUACGGAAAGCAUGUAUUUUUCAAGAUUUUUACAAUGGAAAUUUUUAGAAAGACAACCAGUCACAAAAAAUACUUUCCGGCAAUAUAGAGUCCUUGGAAAGGGCGGGUUCGGCGAGGUCUGCGCUUGUCAAGUUCGAAGCACAGGAAAGAUGUAUGCAUGCAAACGCUUGGAAAAGAAAAGGAUAAAAAAGAGAAAGGGAGAAGCGAUGGCAUUAAAUGAAAAACAAAUCUUGGAAUCGGUUAACAGUAGGUUUGUGGUCAGUUUGGGUUAUGCAUACGAGUCGAAAGAUGCCUUAAAUCUAGUUCUAACAAUUAUGAAUGGAGGAGAUCUCAAAUUCCAUAUUCAUAAUAUGGGCGAGCCAGGUGUCAAUAUGGAACGAACUAUUUUCUACGCAGCAGAAAUUACUUGUGGGCUUCAAGACUUACACAAAAAUAGAAUAGUUUACAGGGAUUUGAAGCCUGAAAAUAUUCUAUUAGACGAUCACGGUCACAUACGAAUUUCUGAUCUUGGUCUAGCAAUAAAAAUUCCGUCAGGAGAGAAAAUCCGUGGGCGCGUGGGAACUGUAGGCUACAUGGCACCCGAAGUGGUGAAAAAUGAAAAAUAUGAAAUGAGCCCAGACUGGUGGGGGUUAGGAUGUAUAAUCUAUGAAAUGAUCUCGGGACAAUCACCUUUUCGACAAAGAAAAGAAAAAGUCAAGCGUGAGGAAGUCGAUCGUCGAGUCAAAGAAGACACUGAAGUAUACACAGAUAAAUUUCCUGAAGACGCUAGGUCAAUAUGUUCAAUGCUUUUAAAGAAGGACAUCAGUGAACGAUUAGGUUGUAGGAAUACAAGCUGCGCUGAAGAUGUGAAAGUUCAUCCAUUUUUCCGUAACAUCAAUUUCAAGAGGUUAGAAGCUGGAGCACAACCAUUCGGAAAUCCACCAUUCACAAAAGUACCCUUCGAACCAGAUGUAAGUAAUUUUUUCAUAUUUUCUACAAUUCAAUAUCACAUUCUUAUCGUGAUAGUAGUUGAUUCGAAUGCCCUGUUUCCUAUUGUUUUUAUAUCAAAGAACUUACUGAUUGUAUGGUAUAACAGUGAAAAAUUAAUAUGCUAACGCAGGGGCGCACAA